Messenger RNA from Cydia fagiglandana, 3369 nucleotides. Its product is annotated as protein HID1. The transcript has 18 exons. Lineage: Eukaryota; Metazoa; Arthropoda; Insecta; Lepidoptera; Tortricidae. The record is from RefSeq and is a predicted model, not a curated record. Bases 163 to 2712 code for a protein of 849 amino acids. Gene Ontology annotation, cellular component: Golgi trans cisterna; membrane; Golgi medial cisterna.
UGCAAUAGACAAGAUAGAGUAGAUAAGACGUUUCGAGUGUUGCCAUAAAUAAGGCAUUCCUUAAUGUUUAUUUCGGAGUUUAAAGCAUUGUCUUGAAUAGUUAAAAAAAAUAACAUUGUGCUUUAUGACACGUCUUGCUCGCUGUCAUUUUCCUGUCAGUUUAUGUCGAUUUGUUUUCCCACAGUACGUACGUAUGGAAAUGGAUUUAAUGUGUCUAAACAAUUAAUAAAAACAUUAAAUAUGGGGAACGCUGACACAAAAUUAAACUUUCGGAAAGCUGUGGUCCAGCUGACAUCGAAAACCCAGCCUAUCGAUGCGUCGGAUGACAGUUUCUGGGACCAGUUCUGGUCGGAGAGCGUGACGAACGUGCAGGAUGUGUUCGCGCUGGUGCCGGGAGCGGAGAUCCGCGCGCUGCGCGAGGAGUCGCCCAAUAAUCUGGCGACGCUCGUGUACAAGGCUGUCGAGAAACUCGUGAAGACCGUCGACAGCAGCUGCCGCACACAAAGAGAACAACAGAUCGCAUUAAACUGCGCGCGGCUGCUUACACGUGUCCUCCCAUACAUGCUAGAGGAGCCAGAGUGGCAGAGCUUCUUCUGGUCCUCGCUGCCGGCUGCGGAGAACGAGUCUGUGCCGCUGGCGCAGUCUCUCAUCAAUGCCGUUUGUGACCUCCUGUUUUGCCCAGACUUCACUGUGGCGAGUACACGCCGCUCCGGACCGGAGCGCGCCGAGGAGCUGUCUUCCCUCGACAGCUGCGAAUACAUCUGGGCGGGCGGAGUAGGCUUCGCCCGCGCGCCGCCGCGCUGCGCCGCCCAUGAAGCGGCCCGGACUGAACUAUUACGGCUGCUGCUCACGGCCUUCAGUGAGACCGUGUAUAAGCCACCUCACCAGACACACCACAAUAAGUGGAUCGCGUACUUGACGAGCCCAGACAACCGCCACGCCCUGCCACUGUUCACGUCCCUAUUAAACACAGUAUGCUCCUACGAUCCCGUGGGGUUAGGGCUACCCUACAACCAUCUACUCUUCAGUGACACGCUGGAACCUCUGGUCGAGGUUGCUCUGCAAAUUUUAAUCGUUACCCUGGACCACGACACAAGCAACGCUAUGAAUGAAGAUUCUGACGAGACCCUCCCUGACAACCUAUUCAUCAACUACCUCUCCCGCAUCCAUCGCGACGAGGACUUCGCGUUCGUGCUGCGCGGCGUUACCAGAUUGCUGAACAACCCCCUGGCCCAGACAUACCUGCCUAAUUCAGCUAAGCGGGUGGCCUUACACCAGGAGUUACUUGUUCUGUUUUGGAAGAUGUGCGACUAUAACAAGAAAUUCAUGUACUACGUGUUGAAAAGCAGCGACGUAUUGGAAGUGCUUGUGCCCAUUCUUUACCAUCUCAAUGACUCGCGCGCUGACCAGUCGCGCGUCGGCCUCAUGCACAUAGGCGUGUUCAUUCUCCUCCUCCUGUCCGGCGAGCGCAACUUCGGCGUGCGACUCAACAAGCCCUACACCGCCACCGUGCCCAUGGACGUGCCCGUAUUCACCGGCUCCCAUGCUGACCUACUAGUACUUGUGUUCCACAAGAUUAUUACAACGGGGCAUCAGCGUCUGCAGCCGCUGUUUGACUGUCUACUCACUAUACUCGUCAAUGUAUCACCGUACCUGAAAACGCUCUCGAUGGUGUCAUCCAGCAAGCUCCUGCACUUGCUGGAAGCCUUCAGCACGCCCUGGUUCCUGUUCUCGGCGCCGCAGCAUCACCACCUAGUGUUUUUCUUGCUGGAGAUGUUCAACAACAUCAUACAGUACCAGUUUGAUGGCAACUCGAACCUGGUGUACACAAUAAUCCGCAAACGUGCUGUGUUCCACGCGCUCGCCAACCUGCCUCACGAGCACACCGCCAUCGCGCGCUCCCUGCAGGCCACGCACGACAAACUGCCCAGGUCGACGAGUGCCGAGUCGGUGGCGGAGCUCGCCAUGGAGGGCUCGCGGCCCGCGCAGCCCGCCGAGCCCGGCACGCUCAACGCGACGUUGCCGGACACGCCCGCAAUCGCAGCCAUGACAGAGCGCGAGUCAGCGCACCCCAGCGCCCAACAGCUAGAAAACACGCAGUCCCUGUUGGAAAGUCGCAGCGGCGGCGACGGAGAAGACUGCGAGCCUGACGCCAUCACUGACGGAGAGGAAACACAGCGGCCGAGGACACAUGUAAGAAUAGUAGUUGUUAGGUCGCUACAAAACAUUCAAUCCCUGUUGGAAAGUCGCAACGGCGGAGACGGAGAAGACUGCGAGCCUGACGCCAUCACCGACGGAGACGAAACACAGCGGCCGAGGACACAUCGGGACAGCAUAAAGUCCACAACCAGCAUCCGCAGUCCCACCACGGACGGGUGGCGAGCCAGCGCCGAGUGGGUCGCCAGCUGGCGGGGCAAGCUCCCCCUGCAGACCAUCAUGAGGCUGCUGCAGGUCCUGGUGCCGCAGGUGGAGAAGAUCUGCAUCGACAAGGGCCUGACGGACGAGUCCGAGAUCCUGCGGUUCCUCCAGCACGGCACGCUGGUCGGCCUCCUGCCGGUGCCGCACCCCAUCCUCAUCCGCAAGUACCAGGCCAAUGCCGGCACCGCUGCCUGGUUCCGCACCUACAUGUGGGGCGUCAUAUACAUACGAAACGUCGACCCGCCGAUAUGGUACGACACGGACGUCAAACUGUUCGAGAUCCAGCGAGUUUGAGCGAUCAAGUACCGUGGCAGCUGAGUAUUUAUCGUGUAUCCUGCAAAUGGGAGUCCGUCAGUCGACAUCAAUACUCAAUACACUUAUUUAAACUACACAUAAUACAGGAAUAUCUGUUGCUUUUACUUACUGCAGAGUUACUUUGGCAGGUCCCUUUGACAUGGAGUUUAAUUAGCAAAAGGUCCGUGUUUUAGAAAACAUGAGCUUUAGUUAUCUUCUCUGCCACCAGAGGGCGUAGAAAAGUUGUCACUCGUAUCCUUAACGCCAAUAAAAGUUCACUUUUCGUUUACAUCUGAGUCUGAUACUUUUUUAUUUUUCAAUUGGCACUAUCGCGUCACCUCGGCUACAUCCUCUGAUCUUGCAGUAAAAGAUAGACUGAAGCGCCAUCUGCAUUGAGAAUUUCAUUUUUUAACUCGUUCUAUAUCAUCAAAUUGAUUUACUUUACUCAUAGUCGACUGACUGACUUCACCAAAGAAAAAAAUACAAAAAAAAGAAUUAUUAUUGGUCGUUCAACUCUGGACGCCUCAUUUUAUAUCUUGAAGUGUAAUUUUUUCCUCUCACCGAAGCAAUGAAGGGCAAAUCGCACAAGAACAUCUAUAAAGAGUUUUAAAACUAUAUCGAGCAGAGUUAUAAUUGGACUGUGUUAUGGAAUAACGA